Messenger RNA from Prorocentrum cordatum, 2552 nucleotides. The record is from the annotation of a GenBank genome assembly. NCBI's taxonomy places the organism in Eukaryota, Dinophyceae, Prorocentrales, Prorocentraceae.
AUUCGGUGGAAUUGUCAUCCACAGGACACCGUCGUCGGACAAUCUGCCGAGCCCCAGGGCGACAUUCACGCAGAGCCCACGGUGUCCUUGGACCCAGUUGGCGUCUUCUUACAAUCCAGCGACGCUGUGGCUGGCAGUAUCUCUGAUGGUCUCGCGGGCACCCUUCGAGCGUCCAGCCGCGCCGGCCCCGAGGACAUCCACGACGAACGCCAAGAGCAACCGGAUGCCACCCGCGCUGGCCCACCCUCUCACGCCUCCGCCUGCGGCCCGCCACCCGCGAAGUGCCGACGACUGAAGCGCCCCGUGGGCGAGUUCACCAACAACGCCGACUUGCUAUACGGCGCCUUCUGGUUCCUCUUUCCAUUGCGGGCCGGCUUGGUUUCCCAGGCCCCCUUGGGCAUGCGCGAGUCUAGACGCAUGCUCACCCAAUUCCACAGCGGCUUCGCACAUUGCCGCAAUUUCAUAUUCCUGCUUGCGAACCAAAUGCAACGCCGCGCUGCUGCCAGGGGGGUCGCUCUUCGCGUGAAGACGGACCCUUUCAGCUUCAAAACUUUCGCAGACAUGAUCGCCGACAAAGAUGUCUACCUCGACCGACUAGGCCGUGCGAAGGCAGAUCCCACCAGUAAAGAGGCCCGGGCGCUACUGAAGCAAGUGCCCCGGUUCGCGGCGUUAUCUGGUAAGACCAUCCCCUGGGGCGGUGAGGGGCGAGCUUCUGAGAUCACCGAGCUCUAUGCUUUACAAAGGAGAUUCGGCCCCUUCAGCUCCUUCAUGACCGUGGCCUUGGACGACGCGCACCAGCGCGGCAAGCCGCACCUGUGGCCCGCAGACGAAACUGGCCUACUGCGCGUCCUUCGCAAAGAAGGCGCCGAGGAGGGCGUCUCCGCGUUCUCCGAGAAGUCCACGCCGCGCGGCGCGGACGAGUCGUACACGUUUUCCAUGGGCGAGGCAUUCCUGCAGCGCUUGGCGACUCUCGAUCCCGUGGCAACCGCGUUGCUGCGGGAACAGAUGGCGGAGGCUAUCUUCACGGAGCUCGCGGGCAUGCCGCCGCACCGCAAACGGAUGACGUCGCAGCUGAUCGACGAGAACAGCCCCCAUCGCGGCAUCUUCAGAACCCAGUGUGCCUGGCAUUUCGCGACCGAAACAAACGGCCGCAAGUCCUUCCACUUCCACGCCGAUGUCAUCGCAGGGGCCUCUCCUACAUUGUUGGCCGACGUGGCUGGGCACCCACGCUUGGAGGCCGCGGUGCGCGCAGCCCUGGACUCACUGUAUACGGCCCACGUGCCCGCCGACUUGCACGCCAUCGACGUGGCCCGCCGGACUCUGCGCGCGCCAGCGGAGCGUCAGACUUUCUUCCAGACCACCGACACGCCCACCCCGGAAGCCGUCCGAGAGUUCCACGCGGAUGCCGCCAUCGCAGCUCUUACCACUGGCCCCUUGCGCGACAUCAUGAACAUGCCCCGCGCCGGCUCAGAGUUGCUGGACCCCUCUGCGGCGCGCGAGAUGUUCCGGGGCGCAUGCCGCGAACUCAGCAGCCUUCUGUCCAGACCUACUCAAGGCCGCAAUUUGAACGACUGCCUCAACGCAUGUAAUGACGACGACGCUCGCGCCAUCCUUCUCGCUUGGAACGGCAUGCGAUGCCGAAAUGCGGCCCUCGUGGAGUUCAGCCCCACCCUCUCGGGACGCGUCCGGAACAACACCGCGCCCCUGCACCUCGGAGCCGGGGAGGCCGCGAAAGGGGCCUGCAUGUACAUGGUGAAGUACCUCGUCAAAGAAGCUUACGAGCUGGCAGCCUCGUUGUCCGCAUUGGCGGACGCUCGCCGUCACAUUGAGCUCUACCCGUCCUCGGCUGACGACGCAGGCGCCGCAGCACGGUGCACGCGCCACUUCCUACAACGAGUUCUCAAUUCCAGAGCCGCCGAGCUUGCCCCGACACAGGCGGCUGCGAUCGCUCUCGGCGUCGCGCCCAGCGGACAUUCUCACGCAUGCGUCAAUGCCUGCGUGUGGGACGCCGUCCACCUCAGACGUCUUUUGCCCUCCGGUGUCUCCCUGCUGUCAGCUUCUUCCUCGGACCUCCACCCGCCCGCUCCCGAUCCGCCCGACGACGGGGAGUCGCCCUUGGACCAGCGAUAUGCCGACGCAUGCACUGGCGACCCAGACGAAGUCGACGCGGCAGACGAGUGCGACCAUCCGCGCCGAGGCACCUGCAGUAUCUACGCCACGUCGGGCGGCGCGCAGUUUGCAUUAUCGCAGGCUGACCACUGCGCGCGCCGGUCCAAACAACUAGCCGACCUCACCUUCGACGAGUUCGUCAUGGGGAUGCGCGCCCAGAAAGUUUCCGCGGAACAGCGGGCAAAGAUAGCCGUCGAAUCGGGCAAGAGGGGCCGCCCUACGAACCCGAGCUUCGAACUCGAACCGCCGCGCCUUUUGGCGGGCCAGUACGUCAUCAAAGAAAUGUCCAAAUUCGACGUGCCGGAUCAGGAGACCGACGCCGAUGCAGACAUCCGCAACUUACGCGACGCUGCCAGCACCGACGUGAACUCCAGAGCCAUGAA